AUGGCAGUCGCAGCACGAUACUUUGAAUUCGACAAAGCUCAAUGCGACAAAUUGCUGAUUACAAAGGACCCUUCCCUGAUUUUCUCAAUUGUCAAAGUGGCACGUGACCAGACCCAACCAGGGUCUCGCGUCGCUCACUCCAGAGACCCUGAGAACGAGGUUGACUGGUUUUCAGCUGUAGUUUCUGUCUCAGGAGCAAGUUACCGCCUGCCAAAAUCCAGCCAGCAGUCACCUCUUUCUCAGCCAGCGAAUUUUGCUGGUAGCUGCCGCUUAGAGAUAUGUUCAUUCUUGCAGGAAACAAGGUUCAGACAGCGUUAUUUAGACCUCAUUCUCAAUGACAAAGUACGGCAGAAAUUUAUUGUCCGGGCAAAGAUCAUCAACUAUGUCAGAAAGUUCCUUGAUAGUUUAGGAUUCUUAGAAGUAGAAACCCCUCUGAUGAACAUGAUCCCAGGUGGAGCAACAGCCAAACCUUUCAUCACUCACCAUAAUGACCUGAAUAUGGAUCUCUACAUGAGAGUAGCACCUGAGCUUUACCACAAGAUGCUUGUAGUGGGAGGCAUUGAUAGAGUGUAUGAAAUUGGAAGACAGUUUAGAAAUGAAGGUAUUGAUAUGACGCAUAAUCCAGAAUUCACCACCUGUGAGUUUUACAUGGCCUAUGCAGAUUACAAUGAUCUCAUGGAGUUAACAGAAGUCAUGUUAUCUGGUUUGGUCAAGUCAUUAACAGGUGGCUAUGUGGUGACAUAUCAUCCAAAUGCAACUGACCCUGAAAACAUGGGUGAACCUCUGACAGUAGACUUCACUCCACCCUUCAGAAGAGUGCGCAUGAUUCCUGAUCUUGAAAAGGUGCUGAAUGUGAAGUUACCACCACCAUCUGAUUUUGGGACCCCAGAAACACGACAAUUUUUUGAUGACUUGUGUGUCAAGCAUAAUGUUGACUGCAGUCCUCCAAGAACAACAACAAGACUCCUAGACAAGCUUGUUGGAGAAUUCCUUGAGGAGACAUUUGCCAGCCCAACAUUCCUCAUUGAUCAUCCUCAAAUAAUGAGUCCACUUUCAAAGUGGCAUCGAUCUGUUCCUGGUCUUUCUGAAAGAUUUGAGCUCUUCAUUUGUCACAAAGAAGUGUGCAAUGCAUACACUGAAUUAAAUGACCCUGUCAUUCAGAGAGAGAUGUUUCAGCUUCAAAGCAAGGACAAAGCUGCAGGCGAUGACGAGGCAAUGUUUGUCGAUGAAAACUUCUGUACAGCUCUUGAAUAUGGUCUGCCACCCACAGCCGGGUGGGGCCUGGGGAUAGACAGACUGACCAUGUUCCUGACAGACUCGAACAAUAUCAAGGAGGUGCUUUUCUUCCCAGCCAUGAAGCCAGAUGACGGGGGACCAGCUGAACAAAACGAGACAGAAGUGAAUCCAGGAGAAAAAGAGAAGAAGUAAAAAUACACUUGGCCUCGCCAAUUUACUCACAGAUUGAAAAGGAAUGACAAAAAAAUAUAUUAAUAAUAAUCCAUUAGAUAAUGGUCAUUAAUUCAUUAAAGAUGACCGACGGUCAAGUGGAAGAGCAAAAGCACAAACAAAUGCACCAAGCAGAAGAUUCAGGACAAUGCAAUGUACUUCUCUUUUUAGAAAGGAACAUUCAAUUAAAUCUGUGUCAUACCAUGUGUGACGAACAGUCCGGACAGCACUGUAAAGUUCUCUCUGACUUUUCAAAGGAAUUUCGAAAUCUUACAGAAAUUCAUAAUUGUUUUCGUUUAUUCUAGAGAACGAUAAAAAAUCUCACGUCAAUCUGACGUUUUCUCUGACGUGUGAUGAGGCGUUUUUUUUUUUUUUUCUUUUUUACCUCCUCUUCAUCCCUGCCGAGAAAAAAAAAAAACGAUCGCCUGAUCGCAAGUUACGUUUUGCGUAGAAAGUAGUGCGGUAAUCUGUUCGUUGAACAGUAAGCUGGGUUUGUAGUGUAUGAAUCGUGUAGCUAUACUAUCCUAACGUGUAGCAAAAUUAGUUAUUUUAAUCGAGUUAUUUAAUAACCUGCUGUGGCCGCGUAUCUCGCACAAUAAUAAUUAUUCCCUUGUCCUUAUUUUUACUCAUUGUGCUUCCAGCUUCAGUGGGGAAUAAUGAUUGAAAUAAAGUCAACUAGCCCAGCUUGUGGACUUGCACCUUUUUUAA
Orbicella faveolata is the source of this 2154-nucleotide messenger RNA. RefSeq names its product lysine--tRNA ligase-like. Gene Ontology annotation, molecular function: ATP binding; tRNA binding; lysine-tRNA ligase activity. Gene Ontology annotation, cellular component: cytoplasm; aminoacyl-tRNA synthetase multienzyme complex; mitochondrion. Lineage: Eukaryota; Metazoa; Cnidaria; Anthozoa; Scleractinia; Merulinidae. The record is from RefSeq and is a predicted model, not a curated record. Gene Ontology annotation, biological process: lysyl-tRNA aminoacylation.